AUGGAACAUCAGUCCGAUCCACGGCAUCAGUCCCGACCGAAGAUAAGAAAAAGCAAUCCAUGGCAUCAGAGCUCAGCAAAUGAUGGCAACCAGCUCAACCUAGAGCUCGGACUUGAGCCAUGUUCAUCAUCCUCAUCAUCAUCGCCCCCAUCAAUCCAGACUCUUGCUAUUCCCGCAAAGGACGGCAAGCUUUACUCAUGCAACUUCUGCCAAAAGAAGUUUUCCAGCUCGCAGGCUCUCGGGGGUCACCAGAAUGCACACAAGCUCGAGCGAACCCUAGCCAAGAAGAGCAGGGACUUGUGCUCUGCCGUGAAACCUCAUGCGGCGACCUCGAGUGGUCAUCCAGUACGGUCAUCUCUUCAAUCCGUGGUUUUUGAGAAUCGGUCACGCUUGGUCAGGCUUGCUGGGGACGAUACGAGGUAUGUUGGGAUUCAUCUGAAGUAUGGUUCAUCUGGGUCUCAAGGGUGCAUCGAUGUAUCUGAUGAUGAAGGUGAUCUCCAGGAGGAUUUUAGCCAGCUCAAUUUGUCGUUAAGGCUUUGA
Messenger RNA from Syzygium oleosum, 540 nucleotides. RefSeq names its product zinc finger protein 2-like. The record is from RefSeq and is a predicted model, not a curated record. Gene Ontology annotation, biological process: negative regulation of abscisic acid-activated signaling pathway. Bases 1 to 540 code for a protein of 179 amino acids. The transcript has a single exon. Lineage: Eukaryota; Viridiplantae; Streptophyta; Magnoliopsida; Myrtales; Myrtaceae.